Misgurnus anguillicaudatus (oriental weatherfish) is the source of this 4763-nucleotide messenger RNA. It is a transcript of the gene rc3h2, whose product is annotated as ring finger and CCCH-type domains 2. Gene Ontology annotation, molecular function: ubiquitin protein ligase activity; double-stranded RNA binding; RNA stem-loop binding. Lineage: Eukaryota; Metazoa; Chordata; Actinopteri; Cypriniformes; Cobitidae. Gene Ontology annotation, biological process: protein polyubiquitination; ubiquitin-dependent protein catabolic process; nuclear-transcribed mRNA catabolic process, deadenylation-dependent decay. Gene Ontology annotation, cellular component: cytoplasmic stress granule. The record is from RefSeq and is a predicted model, not a curated record.
GUAAAUGCGCUGACGGAUUAUGGGAGUGUACCUGCUUACUGAACAUGUCGCGCUCUCAGGGAACGCGCUCCCAAAUUACUGGAAAUUAUAUACGUGAUUUUUUGUGAUGUCUGGGCGGAUUAAAAAGACCUCGAAAAAAGCAGGAAACACACAAUCGGCUCACCGGUGAAUAAAUGAACGAGAUGAAGAAUUUGCUCUUGGAGGCGAAGUGCACAUAAACUAUGGACGGUUAUGAUGAUCGCCUACGGUGUGUUUAAGGCGUUGGGGCGUGGCAGCAUGCGAUCUACCUGAGCGUCUUGGUUCCACCUGGAGGUCACAGGAUGCCGGUGCAAGCAGCGCAAUGGACUGAGUUUCUGUCCUGCCCCAUCUGCUACAAUGAGUUUGACGGCAACAACAACAAGCCCAUCAGCCUGGGCUGCUCGCACACCGUCUGCAAGACCUGCCUGCACAAACUGCACCGCAAGGCCUGCCCUUUUGACCAGACGGCCAUCAGCACUGACAUAGACGUGCUGCCUGUCAACUGUGCCCUACUGCAGUUGGUGGGAGUGCCGGUUCCAGAGGGAGAGGUUGUAAAUGUGGGCAGCGAUGAAGACACGAGACAUUACGAAGUGUGCAGGAUGUGUGUGGAGGAGCUGGCGCUGUAUCUCAAACCCAUAAGCGGAGGAAAAGGUGUGGUUGCACUCAGUCAAAGCGCUCUCAGUAGACCCAUGCAAAGGAAGCUGGUGACUCUUGUGAACUGUCAGCUGGUCGAGGAAGAGGGGCGAAUGCGGGCGAUUCGGGCGUGCAGAUCUUUGGGCGAGCGCACGGUCACUGAACUGAUCCUACAGCACCAGAACCCGCAGCAGCUCUCUGCCAACCUGUGGGCUGCAGUGCGGGCACGCGGCUGUCAGUUUCUCGGACCCGCCAUGCAGGAGGACGCUUUGAAACUGGUGCUGCUGGCCCUGGAGGACGGCUCGGCUCUAUCGCGAAAGGUUCUGGUGCUGUUCGUGGUGCAGAAACUGGAGGCGCGUUUCCCUCAGGCAUCUAAGACCAGCAUCGGUCAUGUAGUUCAGCUGCUGUAUCGCGCCUCCUGCUUUAAGGUGACCAAACGUGAUGAAGACUCCUCCCUCAUGCAGCUAAAGGAGGAGUUUCGCACUUACGAAGCCCUCCGGCGCGAACACGAUGCUCAGAUCGUUCACAUCGCCAUGGAAGCGGGAUUACGUAUCUCACCCGAGCAGUGGUCCUCUCUGCUUUACGGAGACCUCAUGCACAAAUCUCAUAUGCAGUCAAUCAUAGACAAGCUCCAAUCUCCAGAAUCAUUUGCUAAGAGCGUUCAGGAGAUCACCAUAAUCCUGCAGAGAACAGGAGACCCAGCCAACCUCAACAACCUUAGGGUUCCUCUGGAGCUGCUAGCCGCCAUCGACCACAACCCUGAUGCGGCUGCUCCGUCCUGGGGAGAACUUGAGAGCGUGUUAUUGGCCGUAAAGGUGAUUGUCCACGGGCUGGUGGAAUUCAUCCAAAACUUUAGCAAAAAGAACCAUGAAAGUUCUCAGGCUCAACCAAACAGCAAGUACAAGACCAGUAUGUGCAGAGACUUAAGGCAGCAAGGCGGCUGUCCAAGAGGAGCCAGUUGCACGUUUGCUCACACACAGGAGGAGCUGGAGAAGUACAGAAUGAGGAAUAGGAAAGUCAGUGGGGUGGUUAGACCCUUCCUGUCAGUUUCAACAGUAAUGCCCAAAGCGGAUAUUAAAGGGUCAGAAGUAAAGACCUAUGAGGAGACACCGACCUCAGAGGAAUCAUCUAUCACCCAGCUCAUCCCAAGAGGAGGAGACCAUCCAAAAGAAGCAUUGCCUGCUACCAGCCAAGAACAGGAAUUUCUUUGUUCUUCCAGAACAUCUUCGGUAUUGUCUGUAGAUGAAAGAUGCGGUCCUCACGAACACAGGUCUGUUCUCACAAGAGCUCAUCCUGAAAUUUACUACUCUCAGGACCUGAGAUCACCGUAUGACCUCCCACCCUACCACCAAUCUGCCAUUCCUCAUCACAAGUCAUGCAACACUCGUUUUCUUCGAUCCAGCAAUGUCCCAGAGUCCACGUUACCCCCUUCAGUGGGCCCCCUGUACCCAGAUCAGCAUCCCUCUAUCCCUCAUGCAGACAGAUUGGGUCCCACCGCUUAUGGUCCACCCUCUACCUACGCUAUGUCCCAAGGCAUGUACACUCCCGUCUAUGACAGCAGACGCGGAUGGAGGCCACCGCUUCAUCCAAGGGAGGGCGGACGGAGCAACUCGCUCCCUUUGGAAGCUUUCCAUUCCUCCGUUUACCAGCCGCCACUCCGGGAGCGCUACAACUCGCUGGACAGCCCAUAUCGCACCAUGGAACAACGGGCAGCGAUGCACAGGGACUCGUUGGCCCGUGUUCCACUCGGCUAUGACGAACUCCUGCAUCGCCACAAACAGGAACAGUGGGCACAUCACCACGGCAACAUGAGCAGACCUUCCCAAUCAUCACCUGUUUUUACUGUGGAUUUGUGUCCAGAGCAUCCUGAGGGUGUGGGUGGUGGGUGUUCGGCUUGUAAGUGUCACGGUGGAGAAGACAGUCUUGCCCACUACUCUCCCUGGUCGUGCGGCACUAUCAGCCCUUUCGAGUCAGAGCCCUACCAUUUGACAACACACUCCUGUUCCAAACAGGCAGAAGAGGAGGGUGGUGGCAAACAAUGGCUCCACAUGUUUGAGCCCUACAGGCGACUGAAAGAUGAAGAUCCCAUCAUUCCUUUCGGAGAGGGGCCCAUCAUCUCCAAAUGGGGAGCCAUAUCUAGAGCCUCUCGUACUGGCUAUCAAACCACUGACCCGAUCCAAGCCACUGCCUCACAGGGGAGCGCCAGUACCACGUCAGUCAAUUUCAGAGACUACACCUCUCAUAUUCAUAAUGACCUCAGAUGGGGUCCACGCGGAUCUGAUUCCUCAAGUCACUCCAGCUUUCUAGAGAACGAUCAGAUGCCGGCGUCAGGCCUGCACGUCAGAUGUAAUUCUUUCAGCAGCGUGUCAAAGCAGACCUCGGAUCUGCUGGGAAAAGACGAGGCAGACAGCGAGCCAGACAGAGACAUUGAGCUGGAGCUCUCCGCUCUGGACAUGGAGGACAUUGAGACACAGGACAGCAAACCUGAGGAGUCUUGUGACACGCUGAGUUCCCAGAACAGUCACCUCUCUACGGCCUUUAGCGAUCCAGCGGCAAUGUCCCAGCUGGACAACCAUUUGCCUGACAGAAUGGAUGCCCAGCUUAUGAAGAAAAUGGCAUUCAGGAAGACCUUCUCUCCGGGAGGUCUUAGUAUGGGAAAGAUACCACUGAGCAUGUGCUCACCCAGGCCUGGAGAAACCCCACGACCCGGUCCAGGACCUGAGGUGCUGCUAAACGGGAACUAAAGGGGGCUGGACGCAACAAUCCCCUCAAUCUCCAAUACCACGGGGUCAUGCCAAGAAUCCACCAUACUCCUUAGGUAGAAGGUAGAGUUGUCCUUAUAGGAGUCAAUAGAGGCAGCAAGACGCGGCCGGAAGCCUUCUGUAUUUACAUGUUCUCUUCAUAAGAGCUAGCUAUGCCCUGUUAUUGUAAUCACUUGUCGUCUAUUCAGAGUUUGUUGUUUUUUUUAAUCACCACUUGUGGAUGAAUGUUCAUGUUGAGUCACAACUCCACCUCAGGUAACUGCUGAUGUCAGCCAAUCAGAACUCAAGCUAGGAACCAAUUACCCAUGUCCCAUAGCUCUGUACAAAACAAGAGGUUCUCACUAGCUUUUAGUACACUGAAUAGAUCAUAACCUGCUGUACAAUGACUAUAUAAUGGUCUCUUCAGAUAGGUAUUAUAGAUAUAUAUCAAUGUUUACAAUAUAGAGUCAGAUAUAUAUCAAGAAUAACCAAGGUGCUUAGAUUGUAUAGUACUUGCAUACUUAUUGCAGUGUUAGCCACUGAAAUGUGCAUGAAAUGUUUGUUGGGCAUCACUGUUUGAAUCAACCAUUGUGUAAAUGUACAUGUAUAGGUUGUUGUUGUAUGCAUCAUCGUGUAGUAGAGACAUUUUAUAGGCAAUCUUUAUUUCAUGCUAUGUUUUUAAAAUAAUAGCUCUCAGCAUUUACUUGAGCCUUGUGUAAUUGCACAAACUUUCGUUUCUUAUUUAUAAAACAGAAAAUUAAAUGACUUUUCCACACAAUAGGAGUGAAUGGCGACAGAGGUUACCUAGCCCAAAAAUAACAGAAAAUCUUCAUAAAAGUAGACAAUGCAUCUUGUGUUUUCUGAAGCCGUACCCUAGCUUUGUGUUUGCAUACGUAAAGUAAAAAAAAAUGACGACGGGUUUGACGUUAGUGGAGAUCAUUGGCAAGUUACAUUUGAUAUUAGCGUCAUGAAUAAGAUGUUGGUUUUGACAGAAAAGGUUUUUAGACAUUUUUGAAUGCUAUUCCUUUAAAGGUCACCAAAUAUGAGACAUUUACGUUUAAAUGUUGUUGUAAAAUAAUUGUGUGUUGCCUGUGUGUGUACACAACCACCCUAUAAUGAUAAAAAUGUGAUCGGUACAUUAAAUCCCCGUAAAACCUCAACAGUCUCAUGUGACAAGCGGUUGCCGUUUUUGGAUCAAACUUAUAUCACUUUGCGCAGGCCCCACCCACAACCGUCCAAAGACCACAGUUAGGGGGCGUGCACACCAAAGCUUCUACGCCCGCGGUGGGCGCAUGUUUCAAUUGUUUCCAAUGGAAGCUCAGCAUUUUUCAAAUAAGCCAGCAGCUAGCGGUUUUCUUCCGCGAUGAAAAA